AGUUCCCGGACGAGCUGCAUCACCGUUGCCGCUACCCUUGAUCUACCUUGCCUUGUAUGGACCAGACCUGACCUAACAGUGACAAACACCUCCAGUCAGCAACAAGAACCGUCAGCUUCCCUCCAGCUGGCCUGUCGUCUUUAAAUAUCCCAUUUCCCACGGUCAAUAUCUUGGCAACGAACCUGAUCCUGUCCUGUAUGCAAUUCGCACGCUCGACGACCCUCAUCACCUCUGCCAUAGUCCUCUUGACCACCAUCUUCGUGACGCACACCUACACGAACCUCUUUACACGCCUACCUAUCCCCCUUUUCAGAUCAAACACCACGGACACAAUGGGCGGCGGUCCAGUGCAAGGCUUCCGCUCGGUAGCCUACUUUGUCAAUUGGGCAAUCUACGCUCGCAAGCACCGUCCCCAAGACCUCCCCGUCGAGAACCUCACCCACAUCCUCUACGCCUUUGCCAACGUCCGCUCCGACUCGGGCGAGGUCCACCUCACCGACGGCUGGGCCGACACAGACAUCCACUGGGAGGGCGACAGCUGGAACGAUGUCGGGACGAACCUCUACGGCUGCAUGAAGCAGCUCAACCUGCUCAAGCGCCGCAACCGCAACCUCAAGAUUCUCCUGUCCGUCGGCGGCUGGACUUACUCGUCCAACUUCAAGGCCCCGGCCAGCACGCCACAGGGCCGGGAUACCUUUGCUCGCAGCUGCGUCGACCUCAUCAAGAAUAUGGGCUUUGACGGCAUCGACAUUGACUGGGAAUACCCCCAAACCCCCUCAGAAGCCUCCGACUUCGUCGCCCUCCUCCAGGCCGUCCGCUCCGCAAUGGACCAGUACGCCUCGACGCUGCCAGAGUGGUACCACUUCGAACUAACAGUCGCCUGCCCCGCCGGCGCCCAAAACUAUCAAAAGCUCAACCUCCCCGCCAUGGACCCCCUCCUCGACUUCUGGAACCUCAUGGCCUACGACUACGCCGGCUCCUGGGACUCCCUGGCGGGCCACCAGGCCAACCUGCAGCCCUGCCAACGCAACCCGCGCUCGACGCCCUUUAGCACCGCCGCUGCCUUGGCGCACUAUACCUCGCAUGGCGUGUCCCCGGACAAGAUUGUGCUGGGUAUGCCGCUGUACGGCCGCGCGUUUGAGAAUACCGAUGGCCCGGGGACGCCAUACUCUGGUGUCGGGGAGGGGAGCUGGGAGAAUGGCGUGUUUGAUUUCAAGGUGCUGCCGAUGCCGGGCGCGCAGGAGUAUCAUGACGAGGAGACGGGGGCGAGUUACUCGUAUGAUGCUGGGAGGAGGAAGAUGGUUACGUAUGAUACGGUGCACAUGGCGAGGAAGAAGGCUGAGUAUAUCAGGGGAUGGGGACUGGGAGGGGCCAUGUGGUGGGAGAGCAGUGCCGAUAAGCCUGGGCACGAGUCGUUAAUUGGGAACGUCGUUCAUACGUUUGGUGGUCCGCAUGGGCUAUUGCGGCGGGAUAACUGUCUGACGUAUCCCGAGACGAAGUACGACAAUUUGCGGAAUGGGUUCGCGGGUUGAGGUGUCAAAGAGAUAGAACAGAACACCAAGCGAUCAAACUUGCAAACAUCAACGCCAGUUACAUGUCACAAUCACGUCAUAAGCAAGCAGUGAGACUCAAGAGUGAGAGAAUGGUCAUAGUGUCAUGAAAUUGCAUCGUCAUUGCCAGCCAGUGAUGUGUACAUCAACGCCCCCAUUUUGUGUGCGGCUUUCUGCCGACUAGAAUG
This is a messenger RNA of Colletotrichum phormii, 1738 nucleotides long. RefSeq names its product family 18 glycosyl hydrolase. Gene Ontology annotation, cellular component: extracellular region. Lineage: Eukaryota; Fungi; Ascomycota; Sordariomycetes; Glomerellales; Glomerellaceae. Bases 198 to 1532 code for a protein of 444 amino acids. Gene Ontology annotation, molecular function: chitinase activity; chitin binding. The transcript has 3 exons. The record is from RefSeq and is a predicted model, not a curated record. Gene Ontology annotation, biological process: chitin catabolic process; carbohydrate metabolic process.